AUGGACAUGCUAGGUCAGACGCCCAUCCCGUCCACGGCUAUAGACGAGUGCUUCCAUGAUGGGUUUGCGCUGAACAGUGGGGUACAAGUGACGGGGGGCAGUGGGGUGUUGUUGGUGAGUGGUGAGGCUUUUGAGUGGAGGCCUUGGGUGGUUGUUGCUGGUACUGGUACUGGUACUGGUACUGGUGCUGAGGGGGGGAUGGGAAAGGCGGCGAUACCACCCAAAAGAAAGCUUGUGAAUGAAAAAGGCCAGUGGGAUGUGUCGAGUGAAGAGCAGUGGGGGUUUCUGGGAAGGUUGUGGCCUCGGCCUGACCUCCUGAUCCUCGGCGUCGGCCCCUCCCUCCGUCCCCUCUCGCCUGCUACUAGAGCCCUGAUCAACAGCAUGGGCAUCCGCGUCGAAGUGCUGGACACGAGAAAUGCGGCAUCGCAGUAUAACUUGCUAGCGACGGAGAGGGGAGUGGAUCAGGUUGCUGCUGCGUUGGUGCCGCUUGGUUGGAGGGAGUAGGCUGUGGGUUAUGAGAUCUGGGCAAGAAGGUUGGGGAGUAAUGGUUAUGAGGAUUAGGAGGGGUGGGGGAGAGGGCGAAAGUAUAUGUAUGUGGAAGUGACAUUCGACUCAGGAUGAUUGGCUGGCGGCGAUGAUAACGGGACUGGGUGUCCAUUAGGAUUCGAGGCAGAAAGACAGAGCUCCAUCCAU
This is a messenger RNA of Neurospora tetrasperma FGSC 2508, 693 nucleotides long. RefSeq lists its product as uncharacterized. Lineage: Eukaryota; Fungi; Ascomycota; Sordariomycetes; Sordariales; Sordariaceae. Gene Ontology annotation, biological process: mitochondrial respiratory chain complex I assembly. Gene Ontology annotation, cellular component: mitochondrial inner membrane. The coding region runs from base 1 to 504 and encodes 167 amino acids. The transcript has 2 exons. The record is from RefSeq and is a predicted model, not a curated record.